Drosophila innubila is the source of this 3856-nucleotide messenger RNA. It is a transcript of the gene mip120, whose product is annotated as protein lin-54 homolog. Gene Ontology annotation, cellular component: nucleus. Gene Ontology annotation, biological process: regulation of DNA-templated transcription. Lineage: Eukaryota; Metazoa; Arthropoda; Insecta; Diptera; Drosophilidae. The record is from RefSeq and is a predicted model, not a curated record. The coding region runs from base 357 to 3461 and encodes 1034 amino acids. The transcript is spliced from 5 exons.
CUAUAAAAACAACUCUGGUAACCCUCCUCAUCCGACCAACAUGCAGCAGUUGUGAUAAAAAUUGAAUUUAAAUUGAAUUUUGAAUACUUUUAAGAAAAAGUAAUUUGAAGGUACAAGCCGAAAGUGAUUGUGUUACAGCAAUUGUAGGCAAAGUGAAUAGUGAUUUAUAAAUUGUUUGGGGAAUGCACAGUGAGUGCACGCUGAUUGCCUUGCAUCGUAACUGCCCGUCGUACACACUGGGAAAGCAGCCAUAAGAUUUUUCUUUUUUGUUUUGAGUUGUGCGCGCAAAGUAUCAAAACAAACUCAUUUAGUAACUCAUAAGGACUCAUAGGUACUGCCAAAGCGGGAAAUACAUAAUGGACACCAGUGUCAGCUCCGAAAUCGAUGUGACGGAUGAACUAGAUAAUGAGACGCCUUUGCCUGAACUCUCCUUGUACGAUUUGCUGGACCCGCCAACAACGUCCAAAGAGCAACAGUUGAACGCAGAUGAUAAUGAUAUUACAGAUGAUGACGAUGCAGAUGAAGACGAUGAUGACGAGGGUGAGGACGAGGAAUUUUUGUCAGCCUCGCUGAACGAAUCGUUGAAUACACCAAAACCCAAAAAGCCGCCGAUUGUCCGGAUAUUGGAGAACAAACGCAUUUCGGGACCGGCGCCCAUUGGAACGGCACUAAAGAAUAUGCUGGGCGGACCAAUUCGCAUAGUAACCACGCCGACGAAGCCGACCCAAGUAACAGAUGUGAAAAUCCUAAACAAGGUGCAGGCGCAGCCUUUAAAAUCUUUUGGGAAUACGCCAGUCAGAAUUGGCAGCACUACGAUAGCAACACCAGCAGGAUCAUCCACUGCCGCCACGACGUCAAAGAAUCUUGGCGGAGUUACAAUGACCCAAAUAAAAACCGCUGAUGGCAAGGUGCUGUUCCUGCAGAAAUCGGUGCCCGUCACGGGCGGAGCAGCGUCCAAGGUGCCAGUGAACACCUCGACAACACGUGUGGUGACUCAAUCACCAGCAAGCGGCGGUGGUAUACGGCAAACAAUACUUCCCAAAGGUGUGACUAUUACUGGUGCGGGACUAAUCAAGAGUGGGGUGUCCGGUUCACCAAUUGCUGUCAGGGGACUGACAACCAUUGGACCAACGAAAGCGAUCAGCUCGACAGCAACAACAGCAACAACAUCCGCUGCUGCUCAGUCAUCAACUGCAGCUGCAGCUUCGCCAGUGAAGAAUAAAAUGCCCAUAAAAGUAGUCCGAACUGCAGAUGGGAAACUGAUCAAACUGAAUCAGGGUGCUUCCCCUGUACUUUUAAAUGCCAAGGCAGGCACAACGGUUGCUGUAAGGGCAGCAGGCAGUACGGCAACAACAAUAACAACAUCAACUCUUAGCAACAACAGUGGUAAUGUGGCAAGUGGCAAUGUGGUGAUCAGCAAACCAACGGCACAGGUGAUCAUCAAGGGUCCGCUAAAGCAGCUGCCAGCGGGUGCAUCGCUUCGUCCUGUCAUCAGCAAUAUAACUAGCAGCAGCAGCUCGAGUACAACAACUGGCAACAACAGUCCUAGUAGUGGCAACACCACUAACAUUAUAGGCGUACCAACAACAGCAGCUGCAGCAGCAGCAACAACUGCAACAUUGCCAGCGGGCAAAAUGUUGGUGCAAAGCUCAACGGGCAAACAAAUUGUUGUCGCAAGUAAAAAUAUUAUUAAAUUAUCACCCAAGCCAGUUGCCAGCGCCAAUUCAAAUACACCAGCAACUGCAACAGCAACAGCCACGCCCAGUGGCCUGCAUGCAAUUCAGUUACCAGGCAAGACCGGUGUGCAGUAUGUCCGUGUUUUGCCCACCAACAGCAGCAAUAAGGUGUCUACCAGUCCACAAAAGGUGCCACUCGGACGUCCACGCACUGUCAGCGGCAGCAACAACACUCCUGGCAACAGCAACAACAACAGCACAACUGGAUCUGUCAGCAGCACCAGCAAAAUUGUUAUGAAAACAACGGUGGCAUUGUCCGGGGGCAGCAUUGUCCCGCUGCCAUCUAUGCAAACAUUUGUGCCCAGGCGUGCACCUGCCGCAACACCGGGUCCUGCCAAGACACUGGUCAAGAGCAGCAGCAGCAAUAGUAGCUUGGAGGGUGCACGCAAGCAUCGUUUAUCGGAUCUCAAUGUGCAGAUAAAGCAACUGACAAGCGAGAGCAGCAGCAGCGAUGCAGUUGGACCGGAUGCAAAGAAGGCACGAUAUGUUAUUGCCAUGCCGCAGACGUCGGCCACAUCCGUCAGCUCGACAGCAACAACGCCUGCAUCGCAGCAGCAGAUGCAAAAGCUGACGCCAACGCGAUCAGCGCCAGUGCAGCGCGUCACGGUGCAGGGCGCCAGCAGCAGCAACAGUGGCAACAACAAUGCCACAAGAAAAGUCUACAAUCUGGUCACAAAAAGCGAUGCCAAUGGCGUCAGGUAUAUGAUUUGUAACAAGAGCAGCGACGGAAAGCCGCGUACAAUGUUCAACACGACUAUGCGACGUGGCUAUACGCUGGCGGAUACAAAGCUGCGUCGUCCCACGACGCUGACACCGCAGCAGCUGAGAUUCAAGCAAAUGAAAAUGCUGCAGCAGCGACAGGUACUGGCGCAGGCGCAGGCUAAGCAGCGGCAACAGCAGCAACAGAAACAACAACAGUCGCCGCAAUCAAAAACACAACAACAGCAGCAACAGUCAACAUCAGCACAAGCCAAUAAAGCGACUGUGCCUGGCAAGCAGCAAUUUGACAUAUUAAGACCGCCACCAACUCCGGCGCCUGCAGCAACCACAACAAUUGAUGCCCUAGGCGGAUCACGACGCAAGCAUUGCAAUUGCAGCAAAUCGCAAUGCCUUAAACUCUAUUGCGACUGCUUUGCCAAUGGGGAGUUCUGUCAGGAUUGCACCUGCAAGGAUUGCUUCAACAAUCUGGACUAUGAAGUGAAACGAGAGCGUGCCAUUCGCAGCUGCCUCGAACGCAAUCCAAGCGCCUUUAAACCCAAAAUUACGGCGCCCAAUUCGGGUGACAUGCGUCUACACAACAAGGGAUGCAAUUGCAAGAGAUCCGGCUGUCUAAAGAACUACUGUGAAUGCUACGAAGCCAAGAUUCCCUGCUCUGGCAUGUGUAAAUGCGUAGGCUGUCGUAAUAUGGAGGACCGCCCCGAUGUCGAUAUGGACUCAAUGGAUGGCCUAGUUGAUGUGAAACAACAUGCGAACAAAAUGAAAGAGCUAAACGGAACCUUUCCGCAGGACAAUCGCUCGAAUGUUUAUUUAACGGACGAUGUUAUAGAAGCGACUAUAAUGUGCAUGAUAUCGCGCAUUGUUAUGCACGAAAAACAGAAUAUGCCCAUUGAGGAUACGGAGCGUGUGGUAAUGGAGGAAUUGGGCGAAAGUUUAAACCAAAUUAUAACAUUUGCCAAGGAAAAGAAUGAUACAAUUCAAACGGACGAUCCCAAGACGACGGCCUAAAGAAAAUGCGCUUGAAAAUUAUUUAUAUUCGAUGAUGUUUAAUUUCUACACACACAUGAUGCACAUAUGUCUAUUAGUUAAUAAGUUUAAAGCGAUCUGUUUAUUUUUCAAUUUCUCUUCUUAAUUAGGCUUUCUAAAAGUUGACCUUAAAGUAAAGUGUAAAGUGCAAAUUAAAUAAAAAAAAGGAAAAAAUUAUUAACAAAAACUAUAUGCAAAUUGUAUGUAUAUAGCAAUUAUAAUCUACUGUAGCAAAUUUAAGAUCAACUUAAAAAGAGGGAAACAUUUUGUUGUAAUUUAGCAAUGGUGAGCUAAUAAUCUGAUCAUUUUGGAAAUGACUCCCUUUACCACUUAUAAAUGUAAAUAAAUUAAAGUCUAAUAAAGCAUACGUUACCUUA